Lachancea sp. 'fantastica' is the source of this 2031-nucleotide messenger RNA. NCBI's taxonomy places the organism in Eukaryota, Fungi, Ascomycota, Saccharomycetes, Saccharomycetales, Saccharomycetaceae. The record is from the annotation of a GenBank genome assembly.
AUGAAGAGCACGCUACGAUUAGCGCUGUUUGCGGCAACUGCAGCCGCGCUCGCAACUGCAGCUCACAGCGAGAAGAGAAAUGAUGAUGAUGGAAUGCCCAUGGAUAUGGAUAUGGAUAUGGAUAUGGAUAUGGAUAUGGAGCAGGGGGGAAUGUAUGGAAAAGUUGGCAAUAGUAAUGAAGGCACUACAGCUACUGCGUCUCAGUCGGAUCGAACCCCUGUCUCCUCCAUCAAAUCAACACCCACACCCCACGAACCCAAACACGUGCACGGACUCCCCAUACUACAAACUCAAUUGACGCCCAAUGAAAGGGCCUAUUGGGAAGCAUACACUACCACCACGUUCUUCAAUCUGCCCAAGGAUUCACCAAAAUCCCAAAAACGAAUUGCAAGUAUACAUACAUGGCUAAUGGCAAUGGUCACGUGUAUCGGUUACCCGGUGGCGCUUGUUUUGGGUCACGUGGCUUGGAAGCAGGAAGUAUCACCCAAGACGACGACCAGCAUUGACAACGACAACAACAACAACAACGACAACGCCAGUGACGGUGUCGAUACGCCGCCAUCUACGCAGCGCCAUUGGCUAAAAUUCUGCCACGCAGCACUCACAACCGCCAAUGUUUCGGCACUUCUUCUGGCAAUGAUCAUUUUGACCGGAUUUUCCGAUCCCGCCGUGCAGUAUCCCAAAAAUGCCUAUCGCAGGACGUCUGUCAUCGUGGCCAUUGUGUCGGUAGUACACCUUUUGGCCACAGUUGUGCGGUACCUGGGCUUUGUGAAAAAUGCCAAAAACAAGUCGUAUACGCCAUUGUCAUCGACGCAACACCACCAGCACUCAUUGGAAAACUACGAAAUGGAUUCUGCUACAACUAAUAAUCGUCACCAGUCCCAAUCGUCACAUGACUCGGACCUUACUGCUGCGACUUCCGCAAGCUCCCACGCCGGCCCUCACGGCAAGCCCACCGCUAGUCCCGGGUCGCCUUUGGAGUCCCCACUGGCUUCAGCAUUAGACUUGGAUUCCCGAUUCCAACAGAACGACCUGGAAGCCCAUCGAAGGUCCCUAGCCGCAUUAUCGGUGCCGCAGCUACCAUUUGCUGCCCGCGUUGCAGCAUUUGUGCUUGAUUUCACGUCGUGGCCUCUUUUCAUUCUCUUGGCUAUUGACUGCGUAAUUGGGAUUGCCGUGGGGAAUUUGUUUGGUACAGGAUUACGGGUGUUCAAUCUUUUGGCCCACUGGAUCAAAGGCGGUGUUUUCGUUGUGCUUGGAAUCUCUUCUCUUGCGCGCUACUGUGGCGUAGGUGUCAACAAGGGCUGGGCAUGGAACAAAACCACCGCCCAAGUGCACCCUACCAGUGGUUUGCGGAAUUGGGGGCGCAUGAUUAUGCCCAAUGGCUCUAUGAUCACCAUGGAGUUCAUCGAGUCGUUUCUCAUCUUCUUCUAUGGGUCCACCAACGUGUUUCUGGAGCAUCUCUCCAACGUCGACGGUCAGUGGCAUGCUAAAGAUCUCCAGCAUGUCUCGAUUGCAUUCAUGUUUAUUGGCUGUGGUCUAUGCGGGCUGAUUGUCGAGUACAAGAUGUCAGACUGGCGCAGAAACCAAUCUGUAGGGGAAGAUGCAGACGCACUGGCCACCGGCACUCCAGGAUACACGCCAAAUCCGUUCCCUGCAUUUACCAUCUUUUGGACAGGAAUUUUAAUGUCUCAACAUGCACAAGCGUCUGUCACCUCCACCAAGAUUCAUGUUCAAUGGGGGUCUUUGUUGUCGUAUGGGUCCUUUUUCAGACUGCUCACAUUUCUACUUCUUACCUGGAAACCCAACAAGGACAACAAACCCUCAAGACCCUUUACGGAAUUGAUUGCCUCAUUCUGCUUGUUGUGUGGUGGUCUAAUUUUUAUGGAAUCGACGGAUCAAGUUGUUGAGGCAUUGGAAUACCGUGGACUAACGAGUAUGUUUACUUUCAACCUCAGUGUUGGUGUUGUGACUCUGUUCAUGGCCUGGGAAAUGCUUCUGCUAAUGUGGAAAGACUGGCUAGAAACGAAAUGA